Molecule: messenger RNA, 2244 nt
Organism: Symbiodinium pilosum
Lineage: Eukaryota; Dinophyceae; Suessiales; Symbiodiniaceae
Source: the annotation of a GenBank genome assembly
AUGCACAUGAGACUUCCUGCCAGCCCUCAGCCUUGGCAAGUUCAGCAAGUCCUGUCCGCCACUCGUGCAGCCGUUGGGCCAGGCCAGUCCAUUCAGGUCAUGAACGGUGAUCGGCUUCUACUGCCGAAUGCUUACUUGCACCCUCAAACAGCUUCUUAUGUGGUCAAGGUCUGUCCAAAGAAAAGUGCCAAGAGUGCCCCUGCGCCAGUGCAAGCGCCGCCUGCUUCGUGCACAGGUUGCUCUGUUGCCUUGUUAACAACGUCUGGCACUUGCAUACACCAGUGCAGGCCCGGAGAUUCAGCCGCACAAGUCCUGCACGACCUUGGCUUGCCACCCGGCUUUGCACAAAUUUUGGGGUCGGAUGGCCAUGCAGACCUUCAUGCUCCGUUGUGCGCGGAUGCUGUCCUUGACCUCAGGCCGCCUGUUUUGACUGCUCAGACGCUGGGUGUUGUUUCUGACACCGAUCUCGAUUCUGCUCUGCAAAAGAUUCGGCGGGACUUUCUGCCUGCAGAGGUAGCGUGUUUGCCGACCAGCCUUGUCUCCGCACUUGCCGGCCUUUCUGUCGAAGAUGCCAAGCACUUCGGCUGCUACCAAGAAACCCUCCCUCUGCACUGCCGACUCCUUCUGCCAUUCGCUGCAGAUGGCCACUGGGCUUGCAUGUGUGCUCAAAUCCAGCCAGACUGCCUCUCGAUCCUCUACCUUGAUGGGGUUCCAGACAGACUCGUCGCCCAAGCACAGCAUCUUGGGCAAGUACUUGCUGUGCUCCUUGGGAGAGCCACGCACCACUUCCAAAGCCUGUCUUGGCUUGUUCAGGGCCAGCAGGCCGACUCCUGUGGAAUCAUUAUGCUGCGCCAUCUUUGUGCCUGCGUGGCUGGGCUUGGGCCUCAAGUUGAGAAUAUCGUGCAGCAGCUAUUGCAAGCCGAGUCUGCCCGUGGCCGUGUCCUUGGCUCGGGCGACCUUUCCUCCGAGCAAUUGCAGCAGCUCAAAGCCCUUCUGCAGACAAAAGGGGUCCCAUUGCACAUGCCCUGGCAGCCUGUCGCCCGCACUGCUGCUGCGCUCCAAGUUGAUCCGGCUAAGCUUCUUUUGUUGCCUGGGUCCUUUGUGGAUGCGGAUGGGUCAUCUCUGCCCCAGAUAGGUUUCAACGAGGUAGGUGCACUGACCACAGGUGUUGCCUUCUGUAACAUGAGUCAGGCAAUGCCGUUCUUGGAAUCCGGGAAGUCCUUGAGUGUUGACUCGUUGGGUCGACAGAGCAGCGCGGGUCCGCCCGUGUCUCAGCGGUUCACUUCCCCGCUAUUUAUGGGCCUACUGGAGAAGCCGUUCUGCUACGCGGUUGCACUCGACUGGACCUCCUUUGUACAAUCACCCAUACGCACCCUCGUCGUUGGCAACCCCGGUUGCAUUGAUCGCUUGCUCCUGGACCUCUGGGGCAGACAGUGGCUGAAGCUUGCGCCUCCUGAAGACGCACAAGUCUUCUCUUCGCUUGCUUGGUACGCGCCGGGUAGCGAGUUCCAGAAGAUUAAGAUUGUCGCACACUUUCAUCUUCACCCGCUGCCCUUUGGCUGCCAGCGAAAGCACCUACAAGGUGCCGCUUGGAUUGUCGGCGCUGCCGAGGACCCGCCGAGUCCUGCCAUAGCGUGCGGCGGCGCCUUUGUGUUGGUCGCACCAAGCGUUAUUCUGUACGACGAUGGUGAAGAAGUGCCCGCGAGCGCCUCCCAGGAUAUUUGGGCAGGUGGCCGUGAUCCUUGGUCCUUUGCUCGCCCACCCCCUGGCCUCGCUCCGCCUGCUGUCACUGCUGGAUCCGGCGCACAAACUAAGAUCACCCAGCUCAGGGAGGAGCUUUCUCAGGGCAUGCAAGACCUCGUGCAGAAGCACCUUGAUGCAUCCGGCAAAGCAGUCACUCAGAAGGCUGAUGCAGCUGAAGCUCGUCUCUGUCAGCUUGAGACUGGAUUUCAGGAGUUGAAGGCGCAGAACUCCAAAUUUGAAGGCUGGUUUCAGAGUUUUGGCCAAAAAGUGACAGAGUCUCACGCACGUGCUGAGACCUUGACUCAGUCGCUUCAGGCACAGGCCGGGGAAGUUGCGCAGCUUCGUGCUGAGGUUGCUCGGCAAGCCGAACAAUUGCCAGCCACGGUUCAGUCAGCAGUUAGCUCGCUUUUGGCAGAGCUUGGCGCUCAGAUGCAACAGCAGUUCCAGCAGCAGCACAGCCAACUUGAAGCACUGCUCUCCAAGAAACAACGCUCCGAGUGA